GCUCUCCAGGCUUUCUCUAUUCACAGCUAUUUCUCUGCUCACUGUCUGGCAGGUUGAGUUUAUCUUUUGGAAUUACUCAGCAAGGGCAGGAGGUGAGGCUGAACUAGCAAAACAUACCGAGAUGAGGAGAAAAUGGGCUUGGUGGCCUCUGCUUUCCCCUCUCCGGGCUCUGAGAUUGAUGGAACAAGGCACCUCCUGAUGCAUUUCCUAUCCUGCCCACACAUCACUGCAGUUUGUGCUCUGGUGGGAUGGGAUGUUGGUCCCAUGUACCCGAGGAGUACCCCAAGAGGUUCAAAACUGAGCCCUCCUUUCCACUGCCCUCGCAGGCCCCUUCCCCCGUCUCUACCCACCAUGGCCAUUUGCAUCUGCGUGGGCAAACUGGGUGAAAAAUAAAUCCAGGAAGGUGGAAACUGUUACGGCAUGACCUGCUCCAGGCACGUGGCUGCUGUUGGUUCUGCGCUCGGUGAGGGCUGAGGGUGAGCUGCCCUGACCCUCAGCUGCCACCCCUGUGGGCUCUCCCUACCAUCCUAAAAAGGCCUCAAGCAGAAGUGCUAGGGCAGACGAGCUGUCACUUGGUGGCACUUCAGUGCCUGUCCAUUGCUCUGCGUCCCACUGGGCAGGAAGAGGGCUCGGGGCGGCCCCGAGGCAGGGAGGUGUGGGCCAUGGGGUGGUACCCCACAGGUCCCAUAAGCAAUGAGUUAUGGGAUCCUUUCACGGGGCAUUUUCACACCUCUUGCAUCAUCCGCCUAUUUGUCUGGUGCACCUGGGUGCAUUGCAGAUCUUACCCCUGCACGACCUCCCCCACAAGGGCCGGGAGGGGAAAACCGGGCGAGCCCGUGUGGGAGGGGCAGGGGAGUGGGGUGACACUUGUCACAGGUGGGAGGUGUCACCACCAGCCAAGGGCUUAUAGGGGUCGCCAGGAACAGGAACCUCUGUCACAGCCGGCGCAGGAGCUGAGGAGUGCCAGGUCUGCACGCUCACGAUGGACCCUCUGAGCACCUUCCCUCCCCCCACUGAAGUCACUGAACAGCUCCUGGGCAACUCCUGCUGUCAGAUCCGUGAUGGGUUCCUCUCGGUGACGCUGCCCGCGAUGUACUCGCUGAUCUUUGCUGUGGGGCUGCUCAGCAAUGCGCUGGCACUCUGGGUGUUCUUAUGCAGCGUGCAGCGCCGGACCUCCAUCACUGUGUACAUGAGGAACCUGGCGCUCUCUGACCUCCUGCUGGUCCUCUGCCUGCCCUUCCGCAUCGCCUUCCAGGACAGGAGAGAGCCCCACGUCUUCUGCAAUAUUGUUGGGGCUUUCUUCUACCUCAACAUGUACGUCAGCAUCACUUUUCUCAGCCUGAUCAGCCUGGACCGCUACCUGAAGAUCAUCCGCCCCCUCCAGAAAUACAGGAUUCACACCGUGUCCUGCAGCACGUUGGCCUCUGGGAUGGUUUGGGUGGUGAAUUUCGCCUUCAUGCUGCCUUUCUUUUUUGAGAAAAGAGGGAAAGGGCCCUGUGACCAUAAAUGCUUCCACUUCAGGAGCAAAAGCACCAUGGCAGCAGCCUUCAACAUGGCUGCAGUAGCCACUUUCUUCAUCGUGCUGCUGCUCUUCCUCUACUUCUACAGCAAGAUAUUUGCCAAGCUGCAGCAGGUCUCCUCAGUGAAGGCCCAGCAGCUGAACAAGAAGACCAGCACAAGAGCCAUCACCAAGACCUUUGUGGUCCUGAUCAUCUUCAUCUUCUGCUUCACCCCCUACCACAUUGUCCGCAUCCCUUACAUCCUGGCGCAGGUCGGGGCCAUUUCCAGCCUGCCCUGGAAGCAAGGUCUGCACCUCGCUAACGAGCUCGUGCUCUGCAUCUCAGCCCUCAACAGCUGCCUCGACCCCAUCAUCUUCUUUUUCUUGUCCAGCGGUUUCCGCAGGGCUGUGCUCUGCACCAUCCGGGGCAGGCUGAAGGGAGCCCUGCUGAGCAACCAGGGCGGGCUGACCCCCAGCAGGUCUGUGACAGAACUGUAGGGUCAAGGUCCCGGCAAUGGGAUUUCCUCAUCACAUAUUGGCUCUGGCUGCUGGUAUUUAUGGAACAAGGCUUGCUGGGAAGAUCAGCCACUCCAUGAGACGUGGCUUAGUGGGCACGGUGAUCUUAGAGAUAUUUUACAACCAUAAUGAUUCCAUGACUCUGUGAUUCAUGUAACACCACAAGGGUCAGAGCCUCCACGGGAGUAAACAAGGAGGAAAGGAUAGCUGGGGCCUUGCUUGUUCCCCCCGCAGCCAACAUAGCUGAAGAGCAUAUUUCUGAGCACAGACAAAGCUGGAAGAGCCAAAGGAGAUUUGGCCUUGGCCUGGGAACCCCGGGCAGCCCAGAGGGCAGGAGCAGAGCUGCAAGCAGAGCUGGGCUCCUUCACAGUGGGGGGAGAGGAGAGAGGGGAGGGAGGAGUGAGAAGGGGAAUGGGCAGUGAAUCAUUCCUGAGGGCACUUUGUCUUUUCACCAGAGAGAGGAAGAAAGGGAUGGGAGAGGAGA
Messenger RNA from Numida meleagris (helmeted guineafowl), 2498 nucleotides. RefSeq names its product probable G-protein coupled receptor 34. NCBI's taxonomy places the organism in Eukaryota, Metazoa, Chordata, Aves, Galliformes, Numididae. Gene Ontology annotation, molecular function: oxysterol binding; G protein-coupled receptor activity. The record is from RefSeq and is a predicted model, not a curated record. Gene Ontology annotation, cellular component: membrane. Gene Ontology annotation, biological process: G protein-coupled receptor signaling pathway. The coding region runs from base 983 to 1996 and encodes 337 amino acids. The transcript is spliced from 2 exons.